Molecule: messenger RNA, 4464 nt
Organism: Fibroporia radiculosa
Lineage: Eukaryota; Fungi; Basidiomycota; Agaricomycetes; Polyporales; Fibroporiaceae
Exons: 7
Coding region: 1-4464 (1487 amino acids)
Biological process (GO): RNA 3'-end processing
Cellular component (GO): TRAMP complex; nucleolus
Molecular function (GO): poly(A) RNA polymerase activity; mRNA binding
Source: RefSeq, a predicted model, not a curated record
AUGUCUAGCUCUGGCAAGGGCUCGUCCAGCCAGAAUAACACCAUCGCACAAUCAUCCGCCUCAGCCGGUCAGAAUGUGGAAGAUAACCGCCGCGCCCGUCGAAAGCGUGACAAGGCCAAUUCGGAGGCAGGCCCUUCCGGUUCGCACAUAGAGAGCACGAAUGCCCCGAAAACAGAUAUACCUAGCAAGGAACAAAACUCAUUUGGAGACACAGAUUUUAUUGCGUUCACAUUUAGCGACGAAGAAGACCAGGAUGUUGAAGACCGGAGACCGGAGGUGAGGGAGUGGGACAAGGGCAAAAGUAGAACGUCUGACCGCGAUCAUACCGGUCGAAAACGCAAGGUGGACGAUAGUAGCUUGGACGAUGGAUACGCAAACAAGAAGCAGCGAGUCGCGGCGGCCUCACGUAAAGCGCCAUGGGUUGCGGAUAUCGAUUGGGAUAGUUGCACAAACGUCGCAGAAAUGUUACACCGUGACGUUGAGGCUUUUGUGAAUUACAUCUCACCCACACCCGAGGAGAACGAAGUUCGCUCACUAGUUGUUGCACUUAUCACUCGAGCUGUCACGCAAGCCUUCCCAGAUGCAGAGGUGCAUCCAUUCGGGAGUUAUGACACUAAGUUAUAUCUUCCCGUAGGCGAUAUUGAUUUGGUGGUACAUUCGCAGUCUAUGGCAUAUAGCAAGAAGGAAGCGGUUCUUCACUCAAUAGCCAAUACUAUGAAACGUGCUGGUAUCACGGAUCGGGUACGCAUUAUUUCCAAGGCCAAAGUACCUAUAGUCAAGUUCGUCACUUUGCAUGGCAAUAUUCCCGUGGAUAUCAGUAUCAACCAAGGAAACGGCGUCACUGCUGGAACGAUGAUAAAACACUUCCUCGCCGAACUUCCUGCAUUGCGCAGUCUCGUACUCAUCGUAAAGUCCUUCUUGAGCCAACGCAGCAUGAACGAGGUCUACACCGGCGGACUUGGAAGCUAUAGCAUCGUCUGCUUAGUUAUCAGCUUUUUGCAGAUGCAUCCCAAAAUUCGCCGAGGGGAAAUUGAUCCAUCGAAAAAUCUGGGUGUUCUUGUGAUGGAGUUCUUCGAACUGUACGGCUGUUAUUUCAAUUACAAGGAAGUGGGUAUCUCAAUACGCGAAGGAGGCACAUACUUUAAUAAAACAGAAAGAGGCUGGCAGGAUUUUAGCCAGCCUAGACUCCUGUCAAUCGAAGACCCUGGGGAUCUAUCGAACGACAUCUCGAAAGGUUCAUACGGCAUAGUGAAGGUUCGUACUACCCUUGCCGGCGCGCACGGUAUCAUGACUGCGGCUGCCUAUGCACAAGCGAAGAUUAUAAGCGCAAAACGAGAAGGCCGAUAUACGCGUUUGCGGGAUACACACACUGAUCAGAGGAGUAUUCUCUCAAGCGUCAUGGGCGUCACUCAAGAGACUAUCAAUCACCGUCGAUUGGUGCAGGAAGUCUAUGAUCGUCAGGUGCUGCACCGAAUGUUGGGAGUGGCACCUCAGGCGGGUGUGGCUUUGCAUGCACAGACGAACGGCCAGAGCCGUGUCGCUCAUGAAAAGAGCGUGAAGACCGCUUGGGAAGCGGUGGAUAUGGAAUUGGAAUCAAAUGACGAACGACACGCGUCCGGAGACGAAAGUCGAUACAAAACUGACGACCGCCGACAACCUCCUAGAAAGCGGCGGAAGACGGGACGAGAGCAAGACAUGCAUACCGUCUAUACGACCGACGACGAGGAGCAAAAUGACGAGCGUACUACUGCAGUCGCUGGUCGCCGCGGUCUUCGCUCUUUUCACUUUCUUUUCUUUUUCCAGAUGGCUUCUACAAGAGCCUCUAUAACCCCAGUGAACCUGAAAGAUCGCAUAGCAGCUCUCCAACAACGAAAUGGCAGCACCAGCCAGGCGGAUCACAAACUUGCGCCUGUCUUGCCCAACUCCACGCGUAGUUUACGGGAUAAGAUUGCGUCUUUCGAGAAACAAGGCGCCGUUCCCGUUCCGAGGGGCAGCUUUGGGCUCGGUGCCCCCCCUGUGGACGAUGGUUCAUCGCGCCGGCGAGGAGAGAUGAUGGGGAAUCGUGUGCCGGGACUGUCAAGACCAAUGGUGCCUGUCUCAACUAAUGGGUUUAGACCCACUAGUCCAGAAUUUUCAGGUGGGAGAAGUCGCAGCGCUUCCAUUUCUGACGUUCGCAUUGCCUCGCCGCCACUAGGAUCGCUCUCUCCUCCUCUUUCUGCAGUAAGAGAAACUUUAGAUCACACACCCAUGGAUGAUGUCAACGGCCCACGCUUCCCUUCUACGUUGCAAGUACGCACCGAGAGGCGCAGCGUUUCAGAUGUUCUACCUAGAUCGCGGUCCCCGACCUCAAUUGAUGCGCCUGUGCCGGUGGAAGAGGAAGAAGCGGAGAAUCUUUCCCCUAAAUCUGUCUUCAAAAUUUCGGAGCUGGACCAACAUCUUGAGGACGUCGAGCCUCACAGGGAUUUACCACCACAGCCUGCGCUUUUAGAGGCAGACUCAGGGCGACUCUCAUCGAAUGACACUGCGUCCACGUCCACUGCAGCUGAAUCGAAGGAUAUCUGCGAGUUGAAUGCAAAGGAUUCCAGUUUACCGCCAUCCGUUGAUGAUACUACGUCACUUACUGGGCAGGAGUGCGACGAUAUCAACCAGGUUGUUGUCGGCAUGGUUGAAUCUGAAAAUAAGGUGUCAAAUAUUACCUCCGCCGAAAUGUCCACAUCUGGAACAGUUCACCUUCCCGAGCUUCAAGCAAAGUCUGUAGAUGUACAGGUGAGAUCCACGAUCAAUGCGACGUUGGGAGAUUGGGAUGAAGUAUUCACACUCAACGAUCCUACCAUCGUAUCAUGCAUGGCCCCUUCGACGGAAAUUGUCGAGAAGAAGUUGGAACCUGUGACGUCGUCGAUUGUGGUCUCUGAAGCUCAGGAUGUGGUUCCUGUCGUUCUGCCAUCGUCGUCUGUAUUGUCACUGGAUCUAAACUCCUACGUUAACGCGAACGCUGCGGUCCAGCCUCCUCUGAAGCCUAAAAAUGACAAUAUGGAUGUAGACGAUCUUGUUGACCAAUCCCUCGCCCUCGAUACCGCUGACGCAGUAAUUGUCACUGAACCAGCACGGGUGGUGUCCCCUGUCGUGACUCGUGCUAUUCUCAUUCCUGUCCCGCCAGGUCUAUCAUCUGGACCUUCCUCCGGCAACACUUCCCCUGUGUCGGAUGCGCUUGCGCCCUCUGAACCUUCGCUGACGCCGAAGACUACGUCUAAUUCUUUCCGUGCUGUUGUACAUCGCAAAGUAGCCGAUGGAGCAUCCAAUCGUGUUCCAAGCCCUCCUCCUGCUGAAUCGCUGCCGCGUUGGACGAUGACAACUGCAGAACCUCCUCAGUCUCCAGGGUUCGGUGACCUUGCAGACUUGGUAGCAAGUGCAGCCAUGUUGGAGCAGCAAUUAUCUGGUCUUGGAUCUCCAACCAAGAACAUGCACGUUGAUGUGCCUCAUGUUUCUUCGACACCCACACCACCUCUCGAGAAACCGGAGCAUCUUGUUCCUGAUAUCGAGUUGACUUCGGCAGAACAACAUUCCCCGGUUCAGGAUAUUCCAGCGUCCAGUGGAAGCUCACAGUACGACACACCACAAGAGUUCCCUUCCAGUAUACCUGAAUCCAGUGUUCCCGGAACCCCCUCUCGCAGGGAUCAAGUGACUAGAAGCCGAUUGCUUUCGGACACGCCGCCCCCAGUCCCACCUAAGAGCCCGCGGCCACGCUAUUUCUCUACGCUUCUUCCGAGGAGACCAAGCGCCAAUGGGAUGUUGUCCAUGCCUGGGGCAUAUCCCCGCACAAGUGUGUGCUCAGAAAUGUCGGAGGACGACUCAGUACUUGUAUCGACUCCUCCCUCUCCCCGAUUUGACUCCCAUGGCUCGGACACCAGCUCAAUCAUGAGCUCCAGUCGUUCCUGGAAGCUUCCGAAGAAGGGUCUUGCGAGGGCUACUUCGUUCGCUGACAAGCUCUUGCCUAAGAGGAACAAUCGCCAUACUGUUGUGCUUGCUUCUCCUGGUAAGCAGCACCUUGCUGUCCGUAACAGCUGGACGACCGAAUCAUGUAUACUGAAUCUAACAGAUCCGGCUGAACAUGGUCACUUGUCCUCAAGUGUCACGUCUCCCCGUACGCCUUCUCCAACACCAACACUCCCACGCUUCGACCUCUCGCCGUCCCCAGACCAACGACGUAGUGCUGCUUCGCCCAUGGACCGCCCCUCAUCUUGGAUAUCAAUUUCGAGCACGGGCUCCGGGGGGCUCGAUAGCGCGCUUUUUGAUGCGUUUCCGUCUGUGCCUGACGGUGUCCCGUUGAAUCCUUCGCUCCCUCCACAGUCGGAGUCUGCCCAUUUGUCCCCUUCGGGGCAUCUGAGUUCCAGUGGCUUUACUGCCCGGUCGGCGACGUUGCCUUCACGCUCUAGUUACCAGAAACCACGCUCUGCAAGGAUUUAG